UGGUGAUCGUCAGUUGUAAGAUGUAAUAGUCUUUUUGUCCAUUUUACGAGAAUUGGAGAAAAGGUUGAGCUUGAUUUUACUCUGUACUGUUUUUUAUAAACUGAGAAGUGCUUCAAAAUUAUAAGUCUAGUUUCCCCUUGAAUGACAACUGUAACUCUAUUGCUCCUGCCUUGCCAUGUGGGAAAUGUGUCUUGCAGUCGGAAAGGCGUGCAGUUCGCAGUUUGCGUCCGUGUAUCGACGUUUUGAUUCAGUUUUGUCUCAUUUUUCAUGGCGAGUCUAGCUUCCAAGGACGUCUAUUUUCAGAAAUUGGCCAGUAAAGUUUGUGUUUCCCAGAAACACACACCACGGGAAAGGCCCUUCGUUCCAUUUUGCAAUGGAGCUAAUGCAGGGCCAGCAAAGCAAGCGAAGCAGAAAAGCAAGCAAGACCGAACUAGAGGGAAAAUGUGCAACACUGAGACGGAAGCAAAGAUAAAACACAAGAGUACCACCCAGCCAAAAGAGACGGAAGCCUCUUCUGCAGAUCAGAAUGUAUCAAAAGAGAAUAUCAAUAGUAAAUCAGCUGUCAGAACAGAGGAGGUAGGUGAUUCCAGAGACUUUUCUGCCGUUGACAUUUUGCGUCAGAAGCUACAUGAGAAGAUUGAAAAGUGUCAUGGCCAUGAUGUCGGUAAGACUUCAUCCGAGGCUCGGGAGAAGAAGCAACAGCGACGCAAACAAGAAAGAGAACGUAAGAAGAGGAAAAGAAAAGAGUUCAGAAUGAAGAAACUAGCAGAGAAAAUGGGCAAGGAUGUAAAAAUAGAGGAUGAAGGAAGAUCUGAAAAUUCUAUCAUAGAAAUAUCUAGGGCUCCUGAAAAAGACUUAACCAGCCUAGUAUACAACAAGAUAGACGCAGGCAAAGAGUUCAUGAGUAAAGAACAAAUGAAGAAAGAAAAGAAGAAGAGUGUGAAGGGCAAUUUGACUCCUCUAACAGGCAAGAACUACAAGCAGCUUCUGAACCGUGUUGAGGCACGCAAAGCCAAACUGGAAGAGCUGAGAGGCAAGGAUGAGGCCAAGGCGAAAGAAAUGGAGGAGAAGAUGAAGUGGACCAACGUGCUGUACAAAGCAGAGGGCCUGAAGAUUAAGGACAAUGAGGACCUUCUGCGGGCUUCCCUGAAAAGGAAGGAGAAAAUGCGUACCCAGAGGAAGAAACGCUGGGAGCAGCGCAGCACGCAUGUUCUGGAGAAGAUGCAGCAUCGACAGGACAAGCGGCGCGACAACAUCCAGAAGAGAAAGCAUGCAAAGAUGGAGAGGCGCAAGGAAAAGGCCCGCAAAAAGGGUCGUGUGCUGCCAGGGGACUUGGAGGGCUGAAACUGUAAAGGACAAUGUGACACACUUUAUGUGGUCAAAAGCUGCUGCAGAGACGGCAACAUAAGAUGCUACUUUGUUACUAUCAUAAGGACUUUUAAAUAAUACUGUGCAUUUGAGGUUCAAAGUUUUCUGGUCCUGAUUGUUCACCCUGCCAGUGUGGUGUCACAAUUUUACAUUCUGUCAUUUACAGGCAAGAUCUUAUUUUAAUUGAAAAUUAUUGGUGCAAAAGGA
Messenger RNA from Brienomyrus brachyistius, 1575 nucleotides. It is a transcript of the gene surf6, whose product is annotated as surfeit 6. The coding region runs from base 268 to 1344 and encodes 358 amino acids. Gene Ontology annotation, biological process: ribosomal large subunit biogenesis; ribosomal small subunit biogenesis. Lineage: Eukaryota; Metazoa; Chordata; Actinopteri; Osteoglossiformes; Mormyridae. The record is from RefSeq and is a predicted model, not a curated record. Gene Ontology annotation, cellular component: nucleolus. The transcript is spliced from 5 exons. Gene Ontology annotation, molecular function: DNA binding; RNA binding.